Rotaria socialis is the source of this 828-nucleotide messenger RNA. NCBI's taxonomy places the organism in Eukaryota, Metazoa, Rotifera, Eurotatoria, Philodinida, Philodinidae. The record is from the annotation of a GenBank genome assembly.
AUGAUUACAACAACAACAAUGACGACGAAAACAUAUUUCUCGACGUAUAAUUUCGAACAAAUGCUUAAUAUCAAAUUUGAUCCAACAUUUUUACCCGUUGCAGCUACAAGUUUUACUUUGUUUAUAUUUCUCUAUAAAGUUAUUAAUCCGAUUUUAUCAAAUUUAUUAAUCAAAGAUUAUAAAAAUUUUACUGAUGGACAAAAAAUUGAUUGGAGUACAAGAAUUAAUUCAUCCAUUAACUCACUUACUGUUGGUAGUAUUUGUAUAUAUAUGAUGAUUGCUGAUCAUGGACUUGAAGUCAAUCCACUUUUGUACAAAAGUUAUUUGUUAAAAACAAAUCUAUGCAUUGUCAUUGGAUAUUUACUAAGUGACACAGCAAUAAAUAUUAUACACUACAAAAAAAUUGGUGAUCCAUUUAGUAUGGCUCAUCAUCUUGUGUCUGUCUAUGCUUUUGUACAUGUGUUAACAUUGAAUGUUAUGCCGUAUUUUGCUAAUUUUCGACUACUUGCGGAAUUAUCAACGCCUUUAGUAAAUAUCAGAUGGGUUCUUGAUACGUUGAAAUUUUCCAAAACAUCCAAAGCAUUUGUAUUUAAUGGUCUUUUUAUGACUCUCGUUUUCUUUUUUGUUCGCAUAUUAGCAAUGCCUAUUUAUUGGUGGAAAGUUUACACAGUUGCGAUUACACCACUGUGGAUACACAUGGGCCAUUUUCGAUUCGUUCUUAUAAUUGUAUGUACUGUACUUGAUAUUAUCAAUUUAUAUUGGUUUUCCAAAAUGGCUCGAGGCUGUUCAAGAAUAAUAAGAGCUGUUUAUGGAAAAAAGCAUGGAUAG